UACAAAGGCGAACGUUGAUUAUCUAUCUAUCUUUCAUUCAUUUAAUUUAUUUUUAUCUUAACGUGUAGCCUUCUCAUUGGUGAUUUUGAAAUAGGAGUUUUUACAUGACAAAUCAAUUUAUGGGUUCAUAGUUUAGACUGAAACAUCAAGCAUAAAUUAUAUAAUUAUAAAAUUAAAAUAUGGGAAAUACUAUUUCUAGGAUAGAAGAAGAAAAAAAAAUUACUGAUAGUGAUAAAGAUUAUUUUAAAGUGAAUUUCGAAACCAAAUUAACCAACAGCUGGGGCACAUUAACUAUACGGGAUUGUGGUAACGACCACGGUAAUUUUAUCCCCGUGAAACAGUUUAAACUUCAAGACUUGCCUGAAGACUGUCGUAGAGAAGAAAUUUUUCAGUGCGUCAAAACACUCUCUUCUUUAACAUGUUUAGUCGACGUGAACGGUUUGAGUACAUCACGACCAAAAUACGAAAUGCACAAAAAACUUUUAAAACACAGGCUAGGCACAGGUACUGUCAUUCGUGUGGGAUUUGACGAUACAAGUUAUCCUCAAAACUGUAAGUGUAUCACUUGCUCUGGUUUAGAAGAACGUGUCCAGAAAGUAGAAAAGACAGCCACUAUAGAAGUAAUGACAGCAUGCCAUGUUGUCUUUGAUUGUUUCGAGGCUUCUAUGACUCGGAUAAAGUUGUUUUACGAUGACGAAUCGAAUAUGAAAGACAUAGUUUUCCUACAAGGCAGUCAUGUUGUUUCCAAAAACGUUCAAGACGAUUGGUGUGUUUUUGCUUGCCGAACGACGGACUUACAACUGGCGAACAUGCUUCUAGGGAUGUUAGAACUCUACGACGCACAGAACAAAAAGUUACAUGAAAUAAUUAACGAGCCCAAAGAUCUAGCAGUCAUCGCAUCACACCCUCAUGGCCGGUCGAAGCAUAUUUCUAUCGGCAAGUGGACGCCUAUCAAACCAAUUACCAUUGAUAGUGGAAUAACGGCUGAGUUUUUAGAUGAUAGAGCUGUUUAUAAUUUACACAUCGGAUGCCGAAAUACUGUGACAGAAAUCGAGAGUUCAAGUUCGUCAGUAGAGAAAGAAAGCCCAUCAUUUUAUAAUGAAAAUUCUAGCUCAAAAACUAAGAUAAAAAUUAAAACCCCGGUCAAUGUAAAAGAAAAGAUUAGCCACGAACCUGUAACAGAUGACCAAAGUAUUAUAAAUAAAAGUUUCUACUCUGUAAAAGGGAAAGAAAGCGCGGACAAUGAAAACAGCAAUAACAGCAAAGAUGAAUCAAACCACGAAGAAACCUUAAAAAUGUUCACGGACGAAAUAAGCUCACAAACUUUAUUGAAUAAAAGAAUCAUUAAUAUUUUUUGGGAACAAAAAGCUUUGGAUAUUGUAAAAGGUUCAAAGACAGAAUUUGUGGGAAUCGAAUGUGAAGUUUUCUUCCCCGAUAAUACGACAUCGCUGUGUCAUCUAUGGCAGAUCGAUCGUAAAGUUUCUGAUACGAAGCACGAGCUGGCGAUGUCUGCAGGAAUCAGGAACAUCCCAGAGGCCGAGCUUUACCUGGAGAUCCAGUUACCAGACGAUCAGAGACAGGAGAUGGACGACAACAAGGAAUUAAACUACUACAUUGACGAUAUAUCUAAAGCCUAUAGAAUCUUCAUGAACCGUAGAAUAAUUUAAUUUAGUUUUAGACAUUUAUAAUAUUUUAGUUGCGUUUUUCUUAAUAUUGCAUGUUUAAAAGUAUAUACUCUAUAUACAUAAGCAAUAAUACAUAGCUGAAGAUCAUCUGGGACGGAAAAAAAGGUAAAGAUUUUAAUUUGGUUUGGUAAAACUGUCCUGUAAUGAGAAUAAUGUUUUCUAUUUUUCUUUAAUA
Physella acuta is the source of this 1860-nucleotide messenger RNA. RefSeq lists its product as uncharacterized. The record is from RefSeq and is a predicted model, not a curated record. NCBI's taxonomy places the organism in Eukaryota, Metazoa, Mollusca, Gastropoda, Physidae.